This is a messenger RNA of Glycine soja, 2242 nucleotides long. RefSeq names its product aspartyl protease family protein 2-like. The coding region runs from base 456 to 2066 and encodes 536 amino acids. Lineage: Eukaryota; Viridiplantae; Streptophyta; Magnoliopsida; Fabales; Fabaceae. Gene Ontology annotation, biological process: proteolysis. The transcript has a single exon. The record is from RefSeq and is a predicted model, not a curated record. Gene Ontology annotation, molecular function: aspartic-type endopeptidase activity.
CUUAACCAACAUGAUCCCCAAAUUCAUACUACCUAAGUUUCCACCUAUAUGUACCUCUCACUUUCUCUGGCUUUUAACCCUCUCAGUAUAUCCAUAUCACCUAGUCAAAGCUAUCUUCGGCUAAAAGCCUAAAACUUCAUUGAUUCCCUUAUUUCCUUGACUUUCAUGUUUCAUGUUUUAAUUUGGAUCUCAAAAUUUCGCCUCCUUUUUUUUUCCCUUAGACCUUUAACUAAGUUAUGCUUUAGCAAAUUCUAGUGAAUUGUUGUCCUUGUUUGUUCUGUUUGUGGGUUUCAUUUCUUGUCUCCUAGGAAUUUAAAAAAAUAAUUUGUCUAUCCCCAUUUUACAGAUGUUAGGAUUAGUACCUCAAUCUUGUUUUCCAUUGUUGAGUUAUAAACUUUAGGUAAUUUUCCAAACUUCAUAUUGUGUAUGCCAUCAAACAAGGAGAAAGCAGCAUUAUGCUCAUGAAAGUUUCCCUGAUUUUGGUCCUCCUUUCAAUUUUCUGUGUCACUUUCAAACCAUACACUGAAGUUGAUGUUCAAAAUGAUCACAACAAUGAUCCAACUCUCGCCAACAAAGAAUUUUGCAAGAAAGCCAAAAGUUCAGAAUCAACUAGAUUAAACAAGGAAGAAGAUGGAGAUGAUGCUAUAUCAGCAAAGCCUCACAAAAGGUCAGCAAAGUUUCACCUAAAACGCAGGCCAAUCAAUCAUGGGAAUGAGCCUAAAACACACGCACUGGACUCAGCACUCAGGGAUUUGGUCAGAAUUCAGACUCUUCAUAGAAAAGUCAUAGAGAAAAAGGACACAAAAAGCAUGUCAUGGAAGCAAGAAGUCAAGGUUAUCACCAUCCAGCAGCAGAACAACCUUGCUAAUGCUGUUGUAGCAUCAUUGAAAUCUUCUAAAGAUGAGUUUUCAGGUAACAUCAUGGCAACCUUGGAAUCUGGGGCCUCUCUUGGCACAGGAGAGUACUUCAUAGACAUGUUUGUAGGUACACCUCUUAAACAUGUUUGGUUGAUACUUGACACUGGCAGUGACCUCAGUUGGAUUCAAUGUGAUCCUUGUUAUGAUUGUUUUGAACAAAAUGGACCCCAUUAUAAUCCCAAUGAGUCUAGUUCUUAUAGGAACAUAAGCUGCUAUGAUCCCCGGUGUCAAUUGGUUUCUUCACCGGACCCUCUUCAGCAUUGCAAGACUGAAAACCAAACAUGUCCUUACUUCUAUGACUAUGCAGAUGGUUCAAACACAACAGGAGAUUUUGCAUUAGAAACAUUUACUGUGAACCUCACCUGGCCUAAUGGGAAAGAAAAGUUUAAACAUGUGGUGGAUGUGAUGUUUGGUUGUGGCCAUUGGAACAAAGGCUUUUUUCAUGGGGCUGGUGGAUUGCUAGGACUUGGGAGAGGACCUCUCUCCUUUCCCUCACAGCUUCAAUCUAUUUAUGGUCACUCAUUUUCUUAUUGUCUCACUGACCUUUUCAGCAACACAAGUGUUAGCAGCAAAUUGAUCUUUGGUGAGGACAAGGAGCUAUUGAACCACCACAACUUGAACUUUACUAAAUUGCUUGCAGGAGAAGAAACUCCAGAUGAUACAUUUUACUAUCUCCAGAUAAAGUCCAUCGUGGUAGGUGGGGAAGUGCUUGAUAUUCCUGAAAAAACUUGGCAUUGGUCAUCAGAAGGUGUUGGUGGUACAAUUAUUGAUUCUGGCUCUACCUUGACCUUUUUCCCUGAUUCAGCUUAUGAUGUUAUCAAAGAAGCCUUUGAGAAGAAAAUUAAACUGCAACAAAUUGCUGCAGAUGAUUUUAUUAUGUCUCCAUGUUACAAUGUGUCAGGGGCAAUGCAAGUGGAGCUACCGGACUAUGGGAUUCAUUUUGCAGAUGGGGCUGUGUGGAAUUUCCCAGCAGAGAACUAUUUCUACCAAUAUGAACCUGAUGAAGUUAUUUGUUUGGCAAUUCUGAAGACACCUAAUCAUUCUCAUCUCACAAUCAUUGGAAACUUACUACAACAGAAUUUUCACAUUCUGUAUGAUGUAAAAAGGUCUAGGCUGGGAUAUUCUCCCAGGAGGUGUGCUGAGGUUUAGCAUCAUGUUAUUAGUUGUUAGAAAUGGCGUUUAAAGUGUUUUUGAUUGUCAUCUUUUUCUUCUUCUUCUAUUUGUUCUAUUCUUCAAGUUUAGACAAUCAAAAUAAUAUGUAAGACCAAAGUAUAUAUAUAUAUUGUAUGCAAUUUCACUCAAAAAACAAAUAAUCAAAAUAUUGA